Apodemus sylvaticus (European woodmouse) is the source of this 1137-nucleotide messenger RNA. Its product is annotated as melanoma-associated antigen B4-like. NCBI's taxonomy places the organism in Eukaryota, Metazoa, Chordata, Mammalia, Rodentia, Muridae. The transcript has a single exon. Gene Ontology annotation, biological process: negative regulation of transcription by RNA polymerase II. The record is from RefSeq and is a predicted model, not a curated record. Bases 148 to 1137 code for a protein of 329 amino acids. Gene Ontology annotation, cellular component: nucleus.
AUGUUCUCCUGGAAAGCUGCAAAAACAGGUCUUUAUUAAAUCCAAGCUAUUCUCUACCUGGUAGUACAGUGGAACUUACAGGUUUUCAUUUUAUCCUUCCAGAUUCCUGCCUGUCAGCGCUUCUACUCAGCCCUGAGCCCAGCCAUCAUGCCUAGGGGUCAAAAGAGUAAGAGCCGCUCCCGUGCAAAACGACAGCAGGCACGCAGGGAUGUCCCAGCGAUUCAGCCCACUGCAGAGGAAGCAGGGUCUUCUCCUGUUGACCAAAGUGUUGACUCCAGCUUCCUUGGUGGUUCUGCUCCUCAGGGUGUGAAAAACCCUGGAUCUUUUGGUGCAGGUGUGUCCUGCAUAGGCUCUGGUAUAGGUGUUAGAAAUGUUGCUGUUCUUGCUGAUAAGAAAAGUUCAGAUGGCACCCAGGCAGUGACUUCCAUUCAGCACACACUUAAAGAUCCUAUCAUGCGGAAGGCUAGUGUGCUGAUAGAAUUCCUGCUAGAUAAGUUUAAGAUGAAAGAGGCAGUUACGAGGAGUGAAAUGCUGGCAAUAGUCAACAAGAAGUAUAAGGAACAGUUCCCUGAGAUCCUCCGGAGAACUUCUGCACGCUUAGAAUUAGUCUUUGGCCUUGAGUUAAAGGAAAUAGAUCCCAGCACUCAUUCCUAUUUGCUGGUGGGCAAACUGGGUCUUUCCACUGAGGGAAGUUUGAGUAGUAAUUGGGGGUUGCCCAGGACUGGUCUCCUGAUGUCCAUCCUAGGUGUGAUCUUCAUGAAGGGUAACCGUGCCACUGAGCAAGAGGUAUGGCAAUUUCUGAAUGGAGUGGGUGUAUAUGCUGGGAAGAGGCACUUGAUCUUUGGUGAGCCCGAGGAGUUUAUAAGAGAUCUAGUGCAGGAAAAUUACCUGGAGUACCGCCAGGUACCUGGCAGUGAUCCCCCAAUCUAUGAGUUCCUGUGGGGACCUAGAGCUCAUGCUGAAACCACCAAGAUGAAAGUCUUGGAAGUUUUAGCUAAAGUCAAUGGCACGGUACCCAGUGCCUUCCCUAAUCUCUAUCAGUUGGCUCUUAGAGAUCAGGCAGCAGUACCAAGAAGAAGAGUUCAAGGCAAGGCUGUUCAUUCCAAGACCCUAUCCCAAAAGUCCUCUAAUAUGUAG